GCGCGCACACACACACACACACACGGACACACACACACACAUGCCUACCAACCACACAUCCCCAGUCCUUAUCUCCAUGUUGUCAUGGAAUCACAAGUGGCGUGGAACGACCGUGGCGGAGGAUCCUCGCGUGGUCCGGCGUGGAGAAGCGCGAGAUAAGGGUCGUCCCAAGUGGACCGGGGCUCCGUUGAAGAUUUUUCUAUAAGUGAGGGCCCUCUUUCGUUUCCCUGACCACCGCUCGAUCUUCAUCUGUCUCAACCUGGGGUAGCCGAGCGUAAUACGUAAGUCAACAUGGCCAUGAACCACGAGGACACCGCAGCAGAGCUGCAUGAGGCCAUGGAGUCGCGCAAGACCGGCGCGCACAAGGACCUGACCGGUGGCUACAUCGGUACUGGCGACGCCACGGGCGAGAAGGCUGGCUUCGACGCUGAGGCUGUGCCUACCCUCGACGGCGAGGAGCCCAGCGAGCAUGAGAAGCGCACGCUUCGUCGUGUUGGCGAGAACCUGCCCGCGUCCGCCUUCCUCAUCGCCAUUGUGGAGUUGACCGAGCGCUUCACCUACUACGGUGCUCAGGGUCUCUUCCAGAACUACAUCAACAACAGCCGCAAUGGCGCAGACGGCGCCAAGGGUCUGGGUCUGGGACAUCAGGCCGCCACUGGCCUCAACCUGGCCUUCCAAUGGCUCUGCUAUAUCACGCCCAUCCUCGGUGCCAUUGUCGCUGAUCAGUAUCUUGGAAAGUACAAGACCAUCAUCCUCUUUGCCGGUGUCUACUGGCUCGGUCUCAUCAUCCUGUGGACCACCUCUCUGCCAUCCGCCCUCGACGCGGGCGCCGGUCUUCCUGGAUAUGUCGUGGCCAUCUUCAUCAUUGGCUUUGGCACAGGUGGCAUCAAGUCCAACAUUGCCCCUCUGAUUGCGGACCAGUACCAGCGUCGCGUCAUGGCCAUCAAGACAGAGAAGUCGGGCGAGCGUGUGGUCAUCGACCCAGCCAUCACCUACCAGAGAAUCUACAUGAUCUUCUACUGGUGCAUCAACCUCGGAGCGCUCUCCCUCUUGGCCACGCCCUUUAUGGAGAAGUAUGAGGGCUUCUGGACCGCCUAUCUCAUGUGCUUCUGCAUGUUCAACAUCGGCAUUGCCAUCCUCAUUCUUCGACGCAAGAGCUACGUCAACCGUCCGCCUCAGGGCUCGGUCAUUACCGACUCCUUCAAGGCCAUCGGCAUGAUGAUCAUGGCCCGCGACACCAAUGCCGCCAAGCCCUCCUGGCGCGAGGCCCACGGCAAGACACAGGCUGUCCCCUGGAAUGAUCACUUUAUCGACGAGCUCAAGCGUGCCCUGCGUGCCUGCAAGGUUUUCGUCUUCUACCCCAUCUUCUGGGUAUGCUACGGCCAGUUUUCGACGAAUUUCGUCACCCAAGCUGGUCAAAUGGAAGGCCACGGCAUGCCUAACGACCUUAUGCAAAACUUCGGUCAUAUAAGCAUUCUCGUAUUCACGCCCAUCCUCGACAGGCUUGUCUACCCCUUGUUGCGCCGCUGCGGCAUCGAGCUGCGCCCUAUCGCCCGCAUCACCAUCGGUUUCUGGCUGGCCGCCCUCUGCCUGGCCUACGCCGCCAUUGUCCAGCACCUCAUCUACUCGGCCGGCCCGUGCUACGAACAUCCUGGCGCCUGCCCGGCGGGUAUGGACGGCCAGACGCCACUGCCCAACCACGUCCACAUUGCGGUUCAGACACCAGCCUACGUGUUCAUCGGUCUCGCCGAGAUUUUCAUCUCUGUCACCGGUCUGGAGUACGCCUACACCAAGGCGCCCCCCAACCUCAAGUCCCUGGUCUCGGCCUUGUACCUGACGACCAACGCCUUUGGCUCUGCCAUCUCGGAGGCCCUCGUGUCCGUCGCCGUGGACCCCAAGUUCAUCUGGAUGUACACUGGUGUGGGCGUGGGCUCGGCCGUCAUAGGAUGCAUCUUCUACGCCCUCUUUAGGCACUACGACGCCCAGGAGGAGCAGAUGGCCGAUCUUGACCGUGACCUGGCUCCUCUCACGCAUGAUGGCCCUGUCAACAAGGAGGUGCAGACAUAGGUCACUUGUCUGACACACGCGGAAUGUAGGCCUUGGGCCGAUACAACCGGCACCUGCUCGACAUAUCGUAUAUCUAAGUACAUAAUUCAAGCAAGCUGUACUCAAA
Messenger RNA from Emericellopsis atlantica, 2173 nucleotides. RefSeq names its product POT family-domain-containing protein. Gene Ontology annotation, cellular component: plasma membrane; fungal-type vacuole. Bases 292 to 2067 code for a protein of 591 amino acids. Lineage: Eukaryota; Fungi; Ascomycota; Sordariomycetes; Hypocreales; Bionectriaceae. Gene Ontology annotation, biological process: oligopeptide transport; transmembrane transport. The transcript is spliced from 5 exons. Gene Ontology annotation, molecular function: dipeptide transmembrane transporter activity; tripeptide transmembrane transporter activity. The record is from RefSeq and is a predicted model, not a curated record.